AUGGCGGCCAACGCCAUUCCGCUGCACUGCGACAUCUGCCCCAAGAAGCCAAACUUCAGCGAUGUUUCGCAUCUGCUUACGCACAUUGCCAGCAAAGGCCACUUAUCCAACUACUACAAGGUCAAAGUUCGUUCGUCACACGAAACUACAUCUCGCUUGCUGAUUGACGCCUACGACUGUUGGUAUGCCGAGUGGAAUGUCGAGGAGCUCAUGUCAGAACGCAUGAGCCAGAAGGACAAACGCCGCACGCGGGCUAGACCAGCUGCCCGGCCCACUCCAGCUCCUAAGAUUGCAGCUCCAGUGCCACGCCCCGCUCGUCGCGCCACCGCCGGCAACCUCCUCGAUCCACGUCUUUCUGAGCAGCAACCGACGAUCAAGUUAGAACACUCGGUUACUCCUACACCAACACCCCAGCCUACUGGCCCAGUCCUGCGUCACCGCAAUAGCUUCGCACCACAUAUGCAGUAUUGGGCUACCGAGUCGUGUGCUAGCUCUCGCAGUUACACCAACCCAGACUACGAGACGUCGAGUGAGUACUCGGAUCCAAGCGAGCGGCGACGCUAUCGGUACACUGCGGCAGAUUCCUGUGCCAUUGAGGAGGACCCUGUUGAUACAGACCCAAUGGCAGUCAGCGAGUCAACCAAGCUGAAGGGCGUGUACUGGCCUGGCAUGGACAUCUUCGACUCGGCUACACCUGAGAUGCGGCGCAAGAGAAACCAGAAAAAGGAUAGCUCUGUAGUAGAGCAGCUCGAGCUCAAUUCACAAGAAGUCGAGGCUACGGAGCUCAUAUUCACGCCACAUGGCUCCUUCAAGCGGCUUCGCAGGAUUUCAUGUUCAGACUCUGAUGAUGACGACGGCAUUGAGAUCAAAGUCGAAAGUCCACAGCCAAUUCGACGGCGCCCCGCGCUUGCCAACAUGGACGUUAAUGCUCCUCGUCGCCCCAGGCAACUUAACCGUCCUCCCAUGCUUUCUUACUUGUCUCGCAACCAGUACGACGAAGAUCGCGGCCGCCCCAGCUAUGAAUAUACCCACAGCGACCGUGCCUCGAAGCGGAACCGAGCAGCAUUCAACGUCUUCCAAGACGACGAUGACGACGACGACAUUCCAUUCUCUCAGCCAGCCGGCUUAACCUAUCUCACCUCGGGUUUUACUCGUCAACACUCGCCGUCCCCAGCACCCACAUUCGCCCCUUACAAGCCGUACAACGACCCGUUCCUGUUUGAAAAUAAGGAGAAUGGUUUGCCUCCGUUCAAUCAAACGGCAUAUGGCAACUUCCAUAACCACCAUGGCACUAGCUACCACUAUCAUACCAAUUCAUACGGUCUAGGCCAUGAACAGUAUGGCUCCCAGUACAAUGGUCACUUGUACAAUAGCAAUUCCGCAUAUCAGCAGCAGAACCAGGAUGACGAUGAUCAACGCACAAUCACGGCUCCGCCAUCACCGUCUACGAGCUAA
Cucurbitaria berberidis CBS 394.84 is the source of this 1455-nucleotide messenger RNA. RefSeq lists its product as uncharacterized. Bases 1 to 1455 code for a protein of 484 amino acids. The transcript has 2 exons. The record is from RefSeq and is a predicted model, not a curated record. Lineage: Eukaryota; Fungi; Ascomycota; Dothideomycetes; Pleosporales; Cucurbitariaceae.